Messenger RNA from Sesamum indicum (sesame), 3174 nucleotides. NCBI's taxonomy places the organism in Eukaryota, Viridiplantae, Streptophyta, Magnoliopsida, Lamiales, Pedaliaceae. The record is from RefSeq and is a predicted model, not a curated record.
UGGUGUAUUACACGCACCCCAGGACAUAAUUGCGAGUUUCAAUAUACCAUUGUUUUCUUAUAAACAGGGGACACUAGUUGAAACAUAAUUCAGCGUCAUAUACAGGGAAAUCAGUGAGUUGUAUAAUGAUGCUGCUUCAUUUUGAUUCAUAGUUGAAGUUCUAUUCUUCUUGUUUCUUUUGCGAAAUCUUCUAGUGUUUUUGGGUUGAAUGGGGACGGUUUCCGGGAACUGUAGAUUGAGCGGCGUGCCUGGAAUCCUGACGGGCUCGUCGCAGCUUAGAAGGAGCGGUAAUCUAAACGAUGAGGAAGCUCCGGUGGCGUGCGACUAUUUUGGGGGUGUUUAUGAAUACAUAAAGCAGAUGCUGAUGGAGGAAGACGACUUGGAGCACAGGCCUUGCAUGUUUCAAGACUGCUCUGCUCUCCAGGCUGCCGAGAAAUAUUUCUAUGAUGCGCUGAGUGACAAGUGCUCUGCUCCUGUCAAUGCGAGUUUGAGUCCACAGGCAUCAUUUGCUGUUAAUAAUCAACAAGUGGUGAGUUCUGAUUUGAGCAGAUCUGCAUCUGGUUUUGCUCCAUGGUCCGUGUUGGAUUCCCACAUCGUCUGUGGGGAAGGGGUAUUCAUCGGUGGGCCUUCUGCUUUCUCGUGUCAUUAUGAUGGGCUGGAGGACUCUACGGAGAGGCGUUUCCAGGUCCUAAAUUCGGGUGGUGUUGUCAGGCCAAGCCAACAAAUCUGCCAGCCCUCUGGAUUGGAGAGUGAUGGAGCCCCAUUGAUUCUAACAGGAGGAGGACGAGGCGGCCAGGGAAAUUUGCAAGACAGGGACUCUAGGAGCAAGAAAGCUCGUGAUCGUGUGGACCAGGGCGAUUGUGUAGAAGAAAGGAGCAGCAAGCAGUUGGCGGGCUAUGCAGAAGAGUCUGUGCAAAUGGAGAAUUUCGACAAGUCGUUGCUUUGUCAGAAGAUGAACCCAGGCUUCUACGAGACUCCGGCUGAGGAAUCAUCGUCAGGCAGCGAUGAAAAUAUGAAGCAGUAUAGGAAAACCACGGAGGUGAAAAGGGGAAGGCCGAAAGGAAGCAAGAAAAACAGGAAAGUAAGGGAAGUGGUUGAUCUCAGGAGCCUGCUUACUCGCUGUGCAGAAGCUGUUUCGGGCUUUAACAACAAGACAGGUGAAGAAUUGCUGAAGCGGAUUAGGCAACAUUCUUCUUCUUACGGCGAUGCCAAUGAGAGAUUGACACACUACUUCGCCAAUGCCCUGGAAGCAAGAAUGGCAGGCACUGGCUCAGCACUAUAUACUGCUUUUGCAUCGAGACAGAUACCGGCUGCAGAAUUGCUGAAAUCUUAUCAAACCUACGUUACAGCAUGUCCCUUCAAGAGGAUGUCGAAUAUAUUUGCAAACAAGUCGAUAGGAAGAUAUGCAAGGGAAGCAACCAGAAUUCACAUAAUUGAUUUUGGUAUUCUUUAUGGUUUCCAGUGGCCUUGUAUAAUCCAGGGCCUCUCCUUGAUGCCGGGGGGGCCUCCAAGAUUGAAAAUAACAGGAAUUGAUUUUCCUCAGCGGGGAUUCAAGCCAGCAGAGAGGGUUGAGCAGACAGGACGACGUCUUAUGCAAUACUGUGAGAGAUUCAAUGUUCCUUUCCAGUAUAAUGCCAUAGCCAAAAGGUGGGACGAUAUCCGUGUAGAAGAUCUAAAUAUUGAAAGAGACGAAAUGCUGGUGGUGAACUGCUUGUACAGGCUGAGACAUGUUGCAGAUGAAUCUGCAGGAGUGAACAGCCCGAGAGAUGCUGUUCUGAAAUUAAUCAAGAAAAUAAACCCGGUUCUUUUCGUCCAUGGGGUAGUUAACGGAACGUACAACGCCCCAUUUUUCGCCACAAGGUUCCGGGAGGCACUAUACCAUUACACUUCCUUAUUUGACAUGAUGGAGGCCACGAUACCACGGGAAGAUCCAGACCGGUUGCUGUAUGAGAGGGAGGUAUUCGGAAGAGACGUUAUGAAUGUCGUUGCUUGUGAAGGCUCUGAAAGGAUUGAGAGACCGGAAACUUACAAGCAGUGGCAAGUAAGGAAUCAAAGGGCCGGGUUCAGGCAGCUCCAAUUGAACCGGGAAAUAAUGAAAGAAAUAAAGACUAAAGUGAAGAGAGAUUACCACAAUGAUUUUCUGUUGGAUGAAGAGAGUGACUGGAUGCUGCAAGGCUGGAGAGGCAGAGUUAUGUAUGCUCUUUCUUGCUGGACGCCUUCACCAAACUGAACAGAUUGGAAAUUGCUAUUGCAUUCAUUGCAGGGCUUACCACUGUUAUCACCCCUUGAGCUAAUGUGUUAAUUUCAAAGGCAUUCAAGAGAGUGAUGACUCUCCAACCUUGAGGAGAAAUUUUCUAACAUUCAAGACACGGCCUAUAAGCUCUAAACCAAAUACGCUAUCAUCAUACCCAGAGAGACGCGAAACCAGCAUCAAAUUUUUAAGUCGCAAACUUGUGCAAGGGGAAAGUGUUGUUAUCAUGAAGGUGCUUCAGACAUCUAAUCCAACUACAUGCUUCAAAUCCUUUACAAUAUUGUAGUUUGCAAGAGAACAUGAGGAGAUUAGUCUUAUUUUCUGGAGAGUCUCUUAGAAAUGAUAUUUUCUACAGUAUUUUUCCUUGUCUGUUUAGUUUUCCAGAUAUAAGGUCUGUGUGACUGAAAGGUAUAUAUUUCCAGGUAACAUGUAAAUACACAACCAACCCCCUUUGUAUUUGAUAAUUCAUAGAAACAUUCUUUGUUCAGUGCGCCUUUGCCCGUGUGGCAUGUGACAAUUCCUUUCUUUCUUUGUCUGAGAAACAAAUCAUAAUGUAUUAAGCAUUACGGAAGAAAAUUAGAAUCAAAAUGAGAGGUGGCUGAAUCACCACCAAGUCCACAACAGGAGAGGCGUUAGAGGGUACAUAAUUGGGUCUUUCAGCCAACUUGGCCGCAUUUUUAGCAGCAAAAGUAAUGGUCCUCCUCGUCCUAUGUUUGGACAUUUAUCCCAAGACCUGCUGGGAUCCUCCAGCAAGUUUUGGUAGCCUAAUCAAGAGACACAAGCAUGAGUUACCUAACAUGACUUCCUGGAAAGGACAGAAAUUACGGAAAUCAACCCGCUAUUGAUUAACGAUACUCACCCAAUUAGCAACACUACACUCCCACUCCAUUUCUAAAUACACAACAAUAUUUUUAUUUUAAACC